This is a messenger RNA of Hipposideros armiger (great roundleaf bat), 486 nucleotides long. It is a transcript of the gene FAM107B, whose product is annotated as family with sequence similarity 107 member B. The annotation marks the transcript as partial. NCBI's taxonomy places the organism in Eukaryota, Metazoa, Chordata, Mammalia, Chiroptera, Hipposideridae. The record is from RefSeq and is a predicted model, not a curated record. The transcript has 4 exons.
CUUUGGCCCUUACAAGUCAACUGGGACAGCAGAGAGUUGUUCACGGUGCAUUUCGGAUUUCACCCAAGGGCACGUUUUUCUGAGGGCCAGUGUGUUAGUCAGAUGGCUGUGAUGGGAUCGCUGAAUCAACAUGUGCCAGACAGCCCAUUGGAGGAUCCUGACCUUAAGGACGCAUACUUCAUCCCAAGAAACAUUAUGGCUGAGCCAGACUAUAUAGAAGAUGACAACCCUGAGCUAAUUAGGCCUCAGAAACUUGUCAAUCCUGUCAAAACAUCCCGCAACCACCAAGACCUUCACAGAGAGCUUCUUAUGAAUCAAAAAAGGGGUUUAGCCCCUCAGAAUAAGCCAGAACUGCAGAAAGUGAUGGAAAAGAGAAAACGAGAUCAAGUAAUAAAGCAGAAGGAAGAAGAAGCACAAAAGAAGAAAUCUGACUUGGAAAUAGAACUAUUAAAACGGCAGCAGAAGUUGGAGCAGCUGAUUGGAUGA